AUGAAUUCUUGGAAACUCCCGGGUGUUAGAAAGCACAAAGAGCAACAACAGCAACAGCAACAGUCUGUUUCUUCAACUUUAUCUCCACAUCAUCCUAGUCACCUUCAUCCUAGUCAUCACAGUUCACGAAUUCCUUCACCAUCUUCAGCUUCCGGUCAUUCCACCAGUUCUUCUACUACAACAGCAGUCGAACCCAAGUCAGGUGUUUUACUCAUCCGUAUAUGUGAAGCAAGAAACAUUACCUCACCACCCAAUAUCACUUUACCCGACUCAACCUAUGUCCCCAUUAACCAACAAACGAACAAUAAUCGUUCGAGCAGUAAUCGAGACUCUUUGAUUCGCAAGCAGCAACACUGGUGGUUGCCUUAUGUCGUUUUGGAAUUUGACAAAAAUGAAGUUUUGAUUGAUGCUUUAGGGGGGGAUGCUAAAAAUCCCGUCUAUCAAUAUAGAGCCAACUUUGAUGUAUCUUGUAGUUCAGAAGUGUCAAUAUCUAUGUACAUGCGUCAUCCACCCACGGAGCAACAACAGUCAAGACAUUUGCAACAGUUACUGCAUUUGAGUCUUAAUAAGAGUAAUAACAGUAGUGCAACCAACGACUUCUUCUUGGGUGGAGUGAAAGUUCAACCCAAUUUCUCGUCGACCAAGAUUGAAGAUCAAAUAUUGAAUAUUACAGGAGGCACUGGAUCCAUUCAUAUUCAAUUAUGUUACAGACCACAGCAGACAAGUUCACCUAUUACCUUUGAUUCAUUUGACUUACUACGUGUGAUUGGUCGUGGAAGUUUUGGUAAAGUCUAUGUGGUCCGUAAAAAGGAUACCAACCGUAUCUAUGCUAUGAAAGUUCUACGUAAAUCACGUAUCAUUUCUAGAUCAGAAGUAACCCACACGAUGGCUGAAAAGACCGUACUUGCAAAGAUUCGAAAUCCUUUCAUCGUACCAUUAAAGUUUGCCUUCCAAAGCCCUGAUAAGCUUUAUUUGGUGUUGGCAUUUAUUAACGGAGGUGAACUGUUCCAUCAUUUACAAUUGGAAGGCAAAUUCGAUGAAGAAAGAUCCAGGUUUUAUACUGCAGAAUUGUUAAGUGCUUUAGAAUGUUUGCACGAUUUCAAUGUUGUCUAUCGUGAUCUUAAACCCGAAAAUAUUUUGAUUGAUUACAAUGGACAUAUUGCUUUAUGUGAUUUUGGACUAUGUAAGCUAGACAUGAAAGAUGACGAUCGAACCAAUACUUUCUGUGGUACACCUGAGUAUUUGGCGCCAGAAUUAUUACUAGGUCAAGGUUAUACAAAAACGGUCGACUGGUGGACUCUAGGUGUCUUAUUGUACGAAAUGAUGACAGGUCUGCCUCCGUUUUACGAUGAAAAUACAAAUGAGAUGUACAGAAAGAUUUUACAAGAUGAAUUAAGAUUUCCUGAUGAUAUGAGUCAAGAAGCGAGAUCGCUUUUAAGAGGGCUUCUUACUCGUGACCCCAAUGAACGAUUAGGUAAUAAUGGAUCGGAAGAAAUCAAAAAUCAUCCUUUCUUUGCCAGCAUCGACUGGAAAUUGUUAAACCAAAAGAAAAUUCAACCGCCCUACAAACCUUCUGUGGAUUCAGCCUACGAUACCACUAACUUUGAUGACGAAUUUACUUCAGAAAUACCUCAAGAAUCUGUUAUGGACGACUCACAAAUAUCUAGUACGAUGCAGGAACAAUUUGCAGGUUUUACUUAUAAUCCAGCCAAUGACGGUGUUAUGGGUGAAAGCUAUACAAUAGGUUCAGUGAUAGGUGGAAGCGCAGGAACUCCACAGUAUAAAUAA
This is a messenger RNA of Mycotypha africana, 1788 nucleotides long. Its product is annotated as kinase-like domain-containing protein. NCBI's taxonomy places the organism in Eukaryota, Fungi, Mucoromycota, Mucoromycetes, Mucorales, Mycotyphaceae. Gene Ontology annotation, biological process: protein phosphorylation. Bases 1 to 1788 code for a protein of 595 amino acids. The transcript has 6 exons. Gene Ontology annotation, molecular function: protein serine/threonine kinase activity; ATP binding. The record is from RefSeq and is a predicted model, not a curated record.